This is a messenger RNA of Talpa occidentalis (Iberian mole), 7268 nucleotides long. RefSeq names its product adhesion G protein-coupled receptor A2 (gene ADGRA2). The record is from RefSeq and is a predicted model, not a curated record. Lineage: Eukaryota; Metazoa; Chordata; Mammalia; Eulipotyphla; Talpidae. Gene Ontology annotation, cellular component: plasma membrane; Wnt signalosome. Gene Ontology annotation, molecular function: protein binding; G protein-coupled receptor activity. Gene Ontology annotation, biological process: central nervous system development; positive regulation of canonical Wnt signaling pathway; G protein-coupled receptor signaling pathway. The coding region runs from base 384 to 4388 and encodes 1334 amino acids. The transcript has 19 exons.
AUCCAUGGCACGGAGCAGCGGCGGCGGCAGCAGGAGCCCGGCGCGAUCCGCUAGGUCCCAGCCGGGCGCUCAGCGAGCAGGAGACGCGCAGAGGCCCGGCCUCCCCCAGCCCCGGGGCAGCGCGCAGAGGCUCGGACCGCGCCGCCGGGGGCCGCCUGUGCGGCGCUGACAGCCGCGCCCGCGUCCUCCCCGCCGGGGCGCUCGCCGGACAUGCCCCCCGGGCGCGGCGGCGGGGACCCCGGGGUUUGCCUGCGCCCAGGGCCCCCCAGCCCGCCCUUGGGCGCCCCGGGCCCCUACUGAGCUCGCCUCCCGCGCGCUCAGGUCCCUCGGACCCGCACUCAGACGGGCUGCAGCGCUGUCUGUCCCCGCGGGGCGAUGGGCUGAUGGGCGCCGGGGGACGCAGGAUGCUGGGGGCGCCCGUGCGUCUGCUGCUGUCGCUGCUGCCGUGGCUACUGCUCCUGUUGAGCGACACUCAGGGCGCUCCCGGCUGCCCCGUCCCCAUCCGCAGUUGCAAGUGCUCGGGGGAGCGGCCCAAGGGACUCAGUGGCGGCGCCCCCAACCCAGCGCGCAGGAGGGUGGUGUGCGGCGGCGGGGACCUCCCGGAGCCUCCCGAGCCCGGCCUACUGCCUAACGGCACCGUCACCCUGCUCUUGAGCAACAAUAAGAUCUCUGGGCUCCGGAAUGGGUCCUUCUUGGGACUGUCCCUGCUGGAGAAGUUGGACCUGAGGAACAACGUCAUCAGCACAGUGCAGCCAGGCGCCUUCCUGGGUCUGGGGGAGUUGAAGCGCUUAGAUCUCUCCAACAACCGGAUUGGCUGUCUCACCUCCGAGACCUUCCAAGGCCUCCCCAGGCUUCUCCGACUAAACAUCUCUGGAAACAUCUUCUCCAGCCUGCAGCCUGGGGUUUUUGAUGAACUGCCAGCCCUUAAGGUUGUGGACUUCGGCACCGAGUUCCUGACAUGUGACUGCCACUUGCAAUGGCUGCUGUCCUGGGCCCGGAAUCAAUCCCUGCAGCUGUCGGAGCGUACACUCUGUGCUUAUCCCAGUGCCCUGCAUGCCCAGGCCCUGGGCGGCCUACAGGAGGCCCAGCUUCGCUGCGAGGGGGCCCUGGAGCUGCACACUCACCAUCUCAUCCCAUCCCUACGCCAAGUGGUUUUCCAGGGUGAUCGGCUGCCCUUCCAGUGCUCCGCCAGCUACCUGGGCAAUGACACCCGCAUCCGCUGGUACCACAACCGGGCCCCUGUGGAGGGUGAUGAGCAGGCAGGCAUCCUCCUGGCCGAGAGUCUCAUCCAUGACUGCACGUUUAUCACCAGUGAGCUGACCCUGUCUCACAUCGGCGUGUGGGCCUCGGGCGAAUGGGAGUGCUCCGUGUCCACGGUCCAGGGCAAUGCCAGCAAGAAGGUGGAGAUUGUGGUGCUGGAGACCUCCGCCUCCUACUGCCCUGCUGAGCGCGUGGCCAACAACCGUGGGGACUUCAGGUGGCCUCGAACUCUGGCUGGUAUCACAGCCUACCAGUCCUGCCUACAGUACCCCUUCACCUCGGUGCCCCUGAGUGGGGGUGCCCCCGGCACCCGAGCCUCCCGCCGUUGUGAUCGAACUGGCCAUUGGGAGCCCGGGGACUACUCCCACUGUCUGUACACCAACGACAUCACCCGGGUGCUCUACACCUUCGUGCUGAUGCCCAUCAAUGCCUCCAACGCUUUGACCCUGGCCCACCAGCUGCGAGUGUACACAGCUGAGGCUGCCAGCUUCUCAGACAUGAUGGAUGUGGUCUAUGUGGCUCAGAUGAUCCAGAAAUUUUUGGGUUAUGUUGACCAGAUCAAAGAGCUAGUGGAAGUGAUGGUGGACAUGGCCAGCAACCUGAUGCUAGUGGACGAGCACCUGCUGUGGCUGGCCCAGCGCGAGGACAAGGCCUGCAGCGGUAUUGUGGGUGCUCUGGAGAGAAUUGGGGGGGCCGCCCUGAGCCCUCACGCCCAGCACAUCUCUGUGAACUCAAGGAACGUGGCAUUGGAGGCCUACCUCAUCAAGCCCCACAGCUAUGUGGGCCUGACCUGCACAGCCUUCCAGAGGAGGGAGGCAGGAGUGCUGGGCGCUCGGCCCGCUGGCUCUGGCCAGCAUCUAUCACUGGAGCUGGAACCACUGGCAGAUCAGCAACUUCGCUUCCGCUGCACCACCGGGAGGCCCAACAUUUCUCUGUCAUCCUUCCACAUCAAGAACAGCGUGGCUCUGGCCUCCAUCCAGCUGCCGCCCAGUCUGUUCUCAUCUCUUCCGGCUGCCCUGGCUCCCCCAGUUUCCCCAGACUGCACCCUGCAACUGCUCGUUUUCCGAAAUGGCCGCCUCUUCCGCAGCCACGGCAACACCUCUCGCCCUGGAGCUGCUGGGCCUGGCAAGAGGCGUGGGGUGGCCACUCCAGUCAUCUUUGCGGGAACCAGUGGCUGUGGCGUGGGAAACCUGACAGAGCCAGUGGCAGUGUCACUGCGGCACUGGGCUGAGGGGGCAGAACCUGUGGCAGCUUGGUGGAGCCAGGAGGGCUCCGGGGGGCCCGGGGGCUGGAGCUUUGAGGGCUGCCAUCUCCGUUCCAGCCAGCCCAAAGCCAGCUCUCUGCACUGCCAGCACUUGGGCAACGUGGCUGUGCUCAUGGAGCUGAGUGCUUUCCCCAGGGAGGUAGGGGGCUCAGGGGCAGGGCUUCAUCCAGUCGUGUACCCCUGUACAGCCCUGCUGCUGCUCUGCCUGUUCUCCACCAUCAUCACCUACAUCCUCAACCACAGCUCCAUCCACGUGUCCCGGAAGGGCUGGCACAUGCUGCUGAACUUGUGCUUCCACAUGGCCAUGACUUCUGCAGUCUUUGCAGGAGGCAUCACACUCACCAACUAUAGGAUGGUCUGCCAGGCGGUGGGCAUCACUCUGCACUACUCCUCAUUGUCCACACUGCUCUGGAUGGGAGUGAAGGCCCGUGUCCUUCACAAGGAGCUCACCUGGAGAGCACCCCCUCCACAAGAAGGGGACUCUACCCCGCCCGCUCCCCGUCCCAUGCUCCGGUUCUAUUUGAUCGCUGGAGGGAUUCCACUCAUUAUCUGUGGCAUCACAGCUGCUGUCAACAUCCACAACUACCGGGACCACAGCCCCUACUGCUGGCUGGUGUGGCGUCCAAGCCUAGGAGCCUUCUACAUUCCCGUGGCUUUGAUUCUGCUGAUCACCUGGAUCUAUUUCCUGUGCGCAGGGCUGCGCUUAAGGGGUCCUCUGGCACAGAGCCCAAAGGGGAGCAUCAAUAGAGUCUCCCUGGAGCCAGGGGAGGAACUGAGGGGUUCCACCAGGCUCAGGAGCAGUGGCCCCCUCUUGAACGACUCAGGUUCCCUUCUGGCUACUGGAAGUACCGGGGUGGUGACACCCGGACCCCCGGAGGAUGGUGAUGGUCUCUAUUCUCCCGGAGUCCAGCUGGGGGCGCUGGUGACCACGCACUUCCUCUACCUGGCCAUGUGGGCCUGUGGGGCUCUGGCCGUGUCGCAGCGCUGGCUGCCCCGGGUGGUGUGCAGCUGUCUGUAUGGGGUGGCGGCCUCCGCACUAGGCCUCUUCAUCUUCACCCACCACUGUGCCAGACGCAGAGACGUUAGGGCCUCCUGGCGUGCCUGCUGCCCCUCUGCCUCGGCCCCCCAUGCCUCCCCCAGAGCUGUGCCCGCUGCCCCAGAGGACGGCUCCCCUGUGUUCGGAGACGCCCCUUCCCUCAAGUCCUCCCCUAGCGGCAGCAGUGGCCACGGUCUGCCCCUGGGCCCCUGCAAACUCACCAACCUGCAGUUGGCCCAGAGUCAGGUGUGUGAGGUGGGGGUGGUGGCUCGCGGGGAAGGGGAUCCCGAGCACACGGGGUCCCGGGGGAGCCUCACCCCCCGCCACCCCAACAACUUGCACCACGGCCGCCGAGUGCACAAGAGUCGGGCCAAGGGGCACCGCGCGGGGGAGGCAGGAGGCAAGAACCGGCUCAAGGCCCUGCGCGGGGGCGCGGCGGCUGGGGGGCCCGAGCUGCUGUCCAGCGAGAGCGGCAGCCUGCACAACAGCCCGUCCGACAGCUACCCCGGCAGCAGCCGCAACAGCCCGGGCGCCGGCCUUCCGCCGGAGGGCGAGCCCAUGCUCACGCCGUCGGAGGGCAGCGACACCAGCGCCGCGCCCCUCUCCGAGGCGGGCCGGCCGGGCCAGCGCCGCAGCGCCAGUCGCGACAAUCUGAAGGGCGGCGCGCUGGAGAAGGAGAGCAAGCGCCGCUCUUACCCGCUCAACACCGCCAGUCUGAACGGCGCCCCCAAGGGGGCCAAGUACGACGACAUCACCUUGACAGGCACCGAGGCGGCCGGGGGCGGCUGCAUGAAGACGGGCCUCUGGAAGAGCGAGACCACCGUCUAGGGUGGGUGGGGCGGCGCCUGAGGACAGGCUGGCCGCUGGCCUGAUCCGACCUCUCGGUGGCCCUCAAAGACGUCGACCGGUACGCCACAGGUUUGAUGCAGAGGUGCCCACGGCUGCAUUCAGGCUCACCAGCUUUAGUCCUAGAGGCUAGGGAAAGGACAGGCAGAGGCCUACGGCUACCAAAAGGGCCAUUCCUCUGGGGUAGCAACAGACAGUCCCAGAACCACAGGCAUGAGCCAUUUCUGCCCCAGCCCUGGCUAGUUUGGGCAGUCAAGUUGCCAGUGCCAUCCAGAGUAAGGGAUAGGUCCUGGCAGCCUGUGGAGUGCCAGCAGAGUGGACAGCCACAGUCCAGCCCGGGUGGGCUCCUUUCCAGGUACUCCCCACGUCUACCCACUCUGCCUCACUGGAGGUCACCAGGCUCAUCAGGAACAGGAUGGCAGCUUGAGAACUGUGUUCCCUCACUGCCCUCUGAAGACAGCUGUGCCGAGACCCUAGAGCCUCCCCCCUAUACAGUUUGUGGCUAACUAGGGAGCCAGUCUAGCAGAUGAGCCAGGUGACCAGAACCAUUGGAGUUAACAAGGUGCUGCUGUUCCAUUAACUAUGCAAGAGGGGAUAGUGGGGGCAGUGUGAAAGGCAGCUUCGGAGGUGAACUAGUCCACUAAAGGGGGGCAGGUGUAAAAGGGUGCAGUGGGAUGCCAUUCCCCCUGGAGUGGCACAUAAACUACCCAGCAGGGCUUACAGGUGGCACUUCAGGACAGAUGCAAGGCCCUCUACCUAAGCAGCCAACUCUGCCAUGUACAUGAGAGCAGCAGAGUAGUGCUUAGAUCUGGGGCUGAACUGUCCUAUAAACAAUGCCCCCAAGAGAGGUCCCAUGGCAAGGGUGCAGGUGGUGGUGUAGAAGCACUUACUGUUCAAUUAUAAGACCCAUAUCCCGUCCCAUGUCUCUGAACACCAUGGGACUGAGGAAGAGCACUUCCCUGCCUCCAGGAGGCCAUUUGGAAGAACACUCCCCACAGUUUGAGCCUCUAGCUCCAUAUUAGGGAGAAACCUCCCAAACAUCAAAACCAGCUUCCUGCCUCACAGAAGCCCAAGCCAAAUCCCUUGAGGCAGUAGGUGGGGUCCCUGCAGCUCACCUGGGGCCCAUGCCUUCAAGAUUUUUAAAUACCAGCAUUCACAUUUUUCCCAACUUAAAAGCAACCACCAGCCAUUUACUAUAGGACCCAAUGAAAGUGGAGGGAAACUUGGACUUAUGAACAACAGGAAAACUAGGCCUGGGCCAGGCCCCCUCCCCAACUGUAUGCCUCCCCUCCCCCCAGUCUGAUCACCAAGGCAAAAGACAUAGGAGAGGGGAGAAAACCCACUGGCCCAGAGGGAUCCUGUUAUUUAUGCUUGCUGCACAGACAAUAUUAGACAGAGGAAAAAAAGCUUUGUAUUAUUCUUCCACAUAUGCUGGCUGCUGUUUACAUACCCUGCCAAUGCCUUAGCACUGGAGAGCUUUUUGCAAUACGCUGGGGAAAGGGGAGGGAGGGGACAUAAGUGCCAAAGAAAACAUGUUUUUAAAGGCUCGGGUUUUAUACAAUAGAAUGUUUUCUAGCAGAUGCCUCUUGUUUUAAUAUAUUAAAAUUUUGCAAAACCCUUUAAGCUAUAACUCUAGUCCACCCACGGUCCUUUUGUUAUGAGGUAGAGGAUAUCAUGACACCACACACAAGCCCACCAACACCUGCAAAGGGACACAGGCCCAGAGUCUCCCAGUUCCUCGGAGGGUUGUUAGCAGGAAUGCCAACUGUCCCACGCCAACAGGGAGGCCCCAUCAGGCCUGCAGCUGCAGUGUGUCCAAUUCAAACCAGGAGAGCCUGCCAUUCUCCCCGUCAUCUAAGGAAAGCCAUCCCACAGAACAUGCAUAUAUGCAACUUGCUCUCUGACACCCAAGGAUGGGACUCUUCCCAACCCACCUGUCCCAGCAUUCCCCGACUGCUACUGUAGGACCUGGGGUGCAAUGAAAUGGUCCCUUUAAACAAGAACUCACACAGACUCAUUACUCUGGAUAUGACAGGCCUAUGAUCAAACUGCUAUAAGAAUGGGUGAGGUACCACCAAUGAAUGUACAUUAUGGAGGGUUAGAAACAUUUGCGACAGCCUGUCUAGCAGCUUGAGCCCUCUGAAAGUCCCUCACUUCCUGAGGGGUACGCAGAUACUGCUCUAUUUCACUAUCAGAAAUGUUCUCAUCACCAGUGAUUGUGGAGACAGAGGGUGGGGGACAGACCCGCUUUGGGGGCUUCAACAUGCAGGGUGGCAGGAGAAGGGCAGGACUAGGUGGUCGCUUUCCCUCAGGCAAAUCUAAGGAACUACUUCCCACCUCCUCUUUUCCUUUUUCCUGUCCUUGCCCCAGUCCCUGAGGCUCCCCCUUCUGGGACUCCGGCUCUGCUGUUCCAUCCCGAAAGGCCUUGCGGACCAAUGUGUGGCGGUGCUGGAGAAGGUCAUCAAUGUGCUUAACCACAGACCGUUUGUUGAGUUUCAAAACCUGCAACCAGGCCAGUUGCUCUGCCAUCUGCAGCAGCACAGCCAGCAAUUCCUGCAAGCGGGAGGAAGCAGGGUAGGGCAGAUCCACAUUGGCCAAUUUACAAAAUCGGGCAAGGGAACAUGUGAGACGAUCUGAAGGCUGCAGUGACUGCCAAGCCAGGAAAGUAGCAGCAGUGAUCACAGGCAAGGGAUGCCGCCCGGUGACCAGCCACGUCUCGUCUGCCAGCUCCACCAACUGCAAUGUUCGUGACAGCAUCUUCUCCUUGUCUUCCACGUAUUUGGCUGGCACAGAGGGGGAGGCCUGGAACAGUCUGAAGCUGAAACAAUCAAAAUGAGGGUCUGGUCUCAAUGACUAUAGGAA